GGACUCAUUAGGUACAUAAACAUGUAUUUGUGAUAAAUAUGGUUCGAUUUAUUGAAACAAUAUGUGAGUGGUGCCUUGUGGUGUGGUGGGUUUUUGAAUAGCUGAUGUGCUUACAGUCACACAAAAGUGUUUUCGCCCAUAUAGCUAUAAAACAAAAACAGUCAAUGAACUUCCAAGCUCUGUUGUGUUUACUCAAUUCAUCUCUUCCCUCUCUUUAUCUCUCACUAUAGGUAUCAAAUAUACAAAUAGUGUUUGUUGUACACACAAGCAAUUUUGCACAUCAUUGGAUCAUCUGUCUUACAACCAUCUAAGAACCCUAUCCAUCAUGACAAUGAGGCAAGAGAAACCUCACGCCUCUUUCAUGCAGGGAGCACCUGUACCCAACAGGGUCCCAAAGAGAGUAAAGUGGAGGUGGCAAAAGUCUCAACAAACCUUUUUGCCCCAGGGAGCCAGGUACCUACAAGGAGCACCCAGGUCUGCCAGGUAUCCACAAGGAGCACUGGUGCACGGAAGGGUCCUGCAGGGAGCUCCCAUGUGCACCAGGAACCCACAUGGAGCACCUGUGUCUGUUGGGUACCUGAAAAGAAGAAAGAGGAAACAGCUAAACCUACAGACUUCUUUUGCAGAGGGAGCUCGGUUCCCACAGGAAGCACACAUGCCUGCUGGUUCCCGACAGGGAGGAAAGUGGAGACAGCAAAAGCCUCAACAAACCUUUUUGCCCCAGGGAGCCAGGUACCUACAAGGAGCACCCAGGUCUGCCAGGUCUCCACAAGGAGCACUGGUGCACGGAAAGGGAGCUCCCAUGUGGACCAGGAGCCCACAUGGAGUGCCUGUGUCUGUUGGGUACCUGAAAAGAAGAACGUGGAAACAGCAAAACCUUCAGACUUCUUUUGCAGAGGGAGCUCGAUUCCCACAGGGAGCACCCAUGCCUGCUGGUUCCCGACAGGGAGGAAAGUGGAGGCAGCAGAAGCCUCGGGCUUCUGUCCUACAGGGAGUACCUGUACAUACCAGGCCCCCACAAAAAGCAAAGAGGAGGCAGUUGAAGUCUCAAGCCUCUUACCAGGGAACCAGGUACCCACAAGGAGCACCCAUCCCUGCUGGUUUCCAACAGAAAAUAAAGUGGAUGCAGAAGCCUCAAACUUCUUUUCUACAGGGAGCCAGGUUCCCAAAAGGAACAUUCAUGCCUGCUGGUUCCCAACAGAAAAGAAUGUGGAAGCAGCAGAAGCCUCAAACAUCUUCUCCACACAAAGAACCCAAUCUGUGGAGGAAGCAUGCCGUCUUGGCACCUGUUCAGAGAGGUUUCCCACUGGAAGCACCCAUGCUCUUUGGGACCCCUCAGAGAGAACCCGUGGCCAUUGGGUCCCCACAGGGAGCACUUGUGCCCUUGUGUUCCUCAGAGGGAGUGCCAAUGCCCUCUGUGACCCAUCAGAGAGCAUCCAUGCUCAUCAUUUCCCCACAAGAAGCACUUGUGAAUAUCUGUCUACCAAAGAGACAACUUGUGCAGACCUCUUUCCUACAAGGAGCACCUAAACCCAUCUUCUCCCCUCAAGAAGCGCUCAUGCAUGCCUCUUUGCAAGAGGAACAAAGUUCCCAAUCCAGUAGGAAUAAGAGGCAAUGGCCAUGGAGCACAGACGAUUCGGACAAUGAAGGUCUGUUUUGGCCACCUCCACUAAAAAAAUGGCGUGUGGAAUUAGAGCCCAGAGCCUCCACAGGAGCAUCAGAACAAAGUUCCCAGUGCAGUCGAAAGAGGCCGUGCCCAUGGAGCACAGAAGAUUUGGACAAUGAAGGUGUGUUUCAACCACCUCCACUGAAAAAACGACGUGUGGAGCCCAGCGCCUCUCCAAAUGCACAGCUCACUCGGAAGAGGCCAUAUCCAUGGAGCACAGGCACAUCGGACAAUGUAGAUGCUGAUCAGCCUCCUUCAUGUAAAAAGCGGCGCAUGCCAGUCCAAUGAGGAGCAGCAGUUCACCUGCUUAUCUAAAUAUUUCAUACAAAAUCUGAUCUAUAUUUUAAACAUAAUUAUACU
Messenger RNA from Cyprinus carpio (common carp), 2026 nucleotides. RefSeq lists its product as uncharacterized. NCBI's taxonomy places the organism in Eukaryota, Metazoa, Chordata, Actinopteri, Cypriniformes, Cyprinidae. The record is from RefSeq and is a predicted model, not a curated record.